Colossoma macropomum (tambaqui) is the source of this 1161-nucleotide messenger RNA. Its product is annotated as cytochrome b5. Lineage: Eukaryota; Metazoa; Chordata; Actinopteri; Characiformes; Serrasalmidae. The coding region runs from base 98 to 580 and encodes 160 amino acids. The transcript is spliced from 5 exons. Gene Ontology annotation, molecular function: heme binding. Gene Ontology annotation, cellular component: membrane; intracellular membrane-bounded organelle. The record is from RefSeq and is a predicted model, not a curated record.
GCCACUCCGUGCCUGUGGAAGUCAGCCAGCGGCGCUAGCGACGGUAGCCGGAGCUGGGUAGACUUGAGUGGGCAGAAGCCGCCGAACCCGAGCCAGGAUGGGGGAAGAAACCGAUAGAUCGGUCAAGACCAACGACACAAGUAAGGGCGGCAGAGAUGGAAAUCACGUAUCCGAGGCGGCCCAGGAGGAAAGCGAUGUUCAGUACUACACGCUGGAAGAGGUUCAAGCUCACAACAUGAGCAAAGACACAUGGCUGAUCAUCCACGACAAAGUUUACGAUAUUACGAGUUUUCUAGAGGAGCAUCCGGGAGGUGAAGAAGUGCUUCUGGAGCAAGCAGGCGCAGAUGCAACGGAGAGCUUUGAAGAUGUUGGCCAUUCCACAGAUGCAAGAGAGAUGCUCCAACAGUACUACAUUGGAGAGCUGCACAUGAAUGACAGAAAAAAGGAGGCUAAAAAGGAAGUUUACAUCACAACUUCAAAAGAGUCCAGCUCGUGGACCACCUGGCUGAUUCCUGCUGUAGCGGCUGCCGUCGUGGGCAUCAUGUACCGUUAUUACAUGCUAGAGCACAAAUCAUCUUGAGCACUACUCACCAGGGCCUGGAUUACCAAAACUGUUAUAGCAUAGUGUUUACUGUUAGGUUAAGAAAAUGGUCAUAGAGGUACGCAUUCUGGCAUCAAACGUCAAUUCGUUGUGUCUUUAGGUUCCGAAUUUUCAGAAGACCCAGGCCAGGGUAACUUCUCUCUUCUUUUUUUUCUUUCUCUCUUUCGUCUGGAGGCCUUGACUUGUCUGUCCAAUACCACCCCACCACACUGGACUUGCAGGAUGACCCUCAUUCCCCUUUUUAUGCCAGCAACUUUGCAGGGAGAGUGAGGAAUCCUUUUUUUGUCAGAUUUUUCCCCACUGUCUCUUUAUUAUGCAGGAUUAGAGCAGGAUGAGCAGGAAUUGGACCGGCUCAGAAUGUUCUAACGCUUUCUUGGCCGUAGCUUUGACAGUUCACAUGCAGCACUGAAUCGGAAUGUGGCGCACAAUGUGCCUUGUGUGCCACCUUCAGUUAGUGCUUUAGGUAAGCAACAGAACACAGAGGGAGCGUGUUAUCGCGAAAUAACAUCGCGACUGUGAUUUGGUUGCCGUUGAUCAUCACAGCCGUGAUGUUAUUCGCG